AUGAUCGAGGUGCAACUUAACAGUUUUAACCUCUUGCCGCCUGAAUAUCCGAGGAGGCUCGUUCAGGAGGAGGAAAACCACCGAGCCGUCGCUGCACUCAUUGAGCUCGCCGAAACUGCCAUUGCAACAGCAGAAAACUACUCUGGGUAUGUUGAUAGCCGUCUCCUUCCCCUCUCCUCACGGGGGUUUGACCUCCGCAGCGCCGCUUCUGAAAUGUGUGAGCGUUACAAGCACGAAGCACCGUGUGGAUGGACCGAGGAAAAGGUGAUGAGGUUCUGCGAACAAGAGGUGACGAGGGAAAAGAUUGCCGAGCUUUUAUCGCGACAGCCGCUGGACGUGGUUGCCGUGGAAAGCAUCUUGAGUACACUCCGUGACUCGACCGUGGAAUUCCCCCGCGGUCGCUUCCUGCUACUUCGCGAGAACCUCAACAUCCUCAAGCCACAUCAGCCGCGGGAUAUUAUCCGUGACCUCUCCGAGCUUUGCGGUGCUCUGUACGAAAUUCAGUUCGUAGAUCUCCUCGGGAAGAUGCGGGAGGAGCUCGCUGAGUUCGACCCCCCGCUUGAUGCAGCCAAAAAGAAGGUACAGGAUGCCAUUGAGGCGCACAAGCGCGCUGUUGUCGGCGGCGAUGUCCUUGAAGUGGAGCGAACACACAGACAGCUUAUCGCCGCACGGUACGAACUUGUGGAAGUUUGCGCGCAACGUCUGAAGGCAUUCUUGUCCCAAAACUUGGAAAAUCAGGAGAAGGGAUUCAUCGCCGAACUUCAGGCGCUGGAGAGGGACUCACUCGAGGCCCUGCAACAAUUCACAGACUACCACAGUAACCAGCGAGACGUCAUUCAGGAAGACAUAAAAAAAUGCUCCGACAAACUUCUCCAAGAGGGCGCCACACACGAAAAGUGCUUGGAGGAAUAUAAGGUGAAGGAAAGGGAAAUGAAGGAUAACCUCUACGCCGUUAUCUCGGCCAAGCAAAAGUUGGUAGAAGAAAUACAGCGGAAGGCUGCAGAGCUGGUGCAACUGACAGCCAAACAGAGGGAAAUUGUUGAUGAACAAAUCAAGGCAAAGAAAGAAGAGGAGAGGCGUAUAACGACGUACAACGAGUUCGCCAAUAUGGGGACUCAGCAGAAGCAGCGGCUUCUCAAAUGUCUCGAGUACUGCGAGCGGGUAUUGUCGGUUGUGCCCGGGAUCAAGUCGUACGUUGGUGAGAUGGUUAAGCGGCUGCCGUGGCAGAAACUGCGCGACGCGAGGAACGAAGUUAACGAUACAGAGGCGGAAGGCUUCAUGGAGGCUUACGAUCCGUUCGUGGAAUGUUGUGGCGAGCUGACGGUUAAGAAAAUGCAUCGCCACGACACGCUGUCGCGGCAGUCACGACUUGUCGAGCAUAACCGCAACUCUUCGAUGGAAAGCCUUGACCCCAACAUGAAUAAUUACCGCGCCGAGCUGGAGGAGCUCAUAGAGCAGAUGAAGGGAGUGACAGGCGUCAUUAAUGCCCUCAAUGCAACACAAGACGCUGGUGAGCAGCUGUUCCUCAGUGUCGAAAAAGCCAUCUUGGAGAAGUACGAGCGAGCGGCAACACCGUUCGUACACCCGCUGCAGGUACACGGUGUCAAAUCCGUUGAAGAGCGUGACCGGUUCGUUAACCGCUCCAUGCAGUAUGUGGAAGACGAGGAACGCAAGGUGCUGGAGAAGAAGAGUGUCCUUGAGCGCAUGCGCAGGGCAGUGGAGGGGGAAGAAACCGCCGUCGAGUUGGCGAUUCGCGACAUCCCCGUCGGUCGUGCGUAG
This is a messenger RNA of Trypanosoma brucei brucei TREU927, 1779 nucleotides long. RefSeq names its product paraflagellar rod component, putative. Gene Ontology annotation, cellular component: motile cilium. The record is from RefSeq and is a predicted model, not a curated record. Bases 1 to 1779 code for a protein of 592 amino acids. Gene Ontology annotation, molecular function: calmodulin binding. NCBI's taxonomy places the organism in Eukaryota, Euglenozoa, Kinetoplastea, Trypanosomatida, Trypanosomatidae. The transcript has a single exon.